Molecule: messenger RNA, 1806 nt
Organism: Colletotrichum higginsianum IMI 349063
Lineage: Eukaryota; Fungi; Ascomycota; Sordariomycetes; Glomerellales; Glomerellaceae
Product: Major facilitator superfamily transporter
Exons: 5
Coding region: 1-1806 (601 amino acids)
Biological process (GO): transmembrane transport
Molecular function (GO): transmembrane transporter activity
Source: RefSeq, a predicted model, not a curated record
AUGGCCGAUACAGCUGCAAAGCCCACCGCGAGCGAUGGCGCCUUCGAGAACCGCGAGGCCCAGACAUCGAACAGCUCCACGCGGACACUGACCCCAAGAAAGAGCGACGAAAGCCAGGAGAAGAACUCGAGGGAUAUUUCCGCGCCGGCCGAAAUUGCGAACGAGGAGCCAAAGGAAAAGCGGACGGUCCAGGCAUUGGCAAUAUCUCCAAAUGAGAGUCAGCUCGAUGUUUCGAAGCAGCCAGAGAUGGAUGAGAAGGCAGACCUCGAGGGGGCUGCACCGAUCGGGCCGCCUGCCGAGAUGGAUGAGGCCGAAGAGAACUUCAAGCCGAGGACUGUCACAUUCUGGCUUGUCAUCCUGUCCAAUUUUGUGGCCAUGUUCCUGGUCGCUCUGGACCGCACGAUCAUCGCAACAGCCAUUCCCCGCAUCACGGACGAGUUCCAGAGUCUGGGCGAUAUUGGAUGGUCAUUUCUUAGCAGCAUCCUGAUCUUCGAGAUCGGUUCCCUGAUUUGCGGUGUUGCGCCAAGCUCACCGGUACUCAUUGCGGGCAGGGCCAUUGCCGGCGUCGGAUCGGCUGGCAUCUUUACAGGAGCUAUGAUGGUCAUGAUUCCCAUGGUCCCGUUGCACAAGAGACCAAUGUUCCAAGGCAUAUUCGGCAUGGUGUUCGGCCUGGCCUCUGUGAUCGGUCCCUUGGUCGGGGGUGGAUUCACGGGCACUGUGACAUGGAGAUGGUGUUUCUACAUCAACCUACCCGUGGGCGGCGUGGCCUUCGUCUUCCUUUUCUUCAUGCUUAAAGCCCCUAAGCGGCAGCCGCAGGAGCCAGCGACGUUAUUCCAGCACUUCAAGCGCCUCGACCCCCUGGGCUCGUUGUUUUUUCUCCCGUCCAUUGUUUCCCUCCUUUUGGCGUUGGAGUGGGGUGGGUCGGAAUACGAGUGGAACGACGGCCGCAUCAUCGCGCUCUUCGUCAUCUUUGGUGUUGGCUUCAUUGCAUUUGCUACAGUCCAGGUCCUCAUGCCCCAAACAGCCACAGUUCCCGUCAGGAUUAUCAAGCAGAGGACGAUGCUGGCCGGUGCAUUCUUCAUGCUCUUCCUGGCUGGCUCCAUGAUGCUGGCCGUGUACUACCUGCCCAUCUGGUUCCAAGCGGUUCAGGGGGCCGAUCCCGUCGAUUCGGGAAUCUACACCAUACCGCUGGUGCUCAGCAUCGUUGUGUCUUCCAUCAUCUCGGGCGGUAUGACACAGAAGAUUGGGUACUAUGUGCCGUCCAUGAUCCUCUGCCCAUCCAUCAUGUCCGUCGGUCUAGGCUUGAUGAGCACUUUUCAGCCAGGCAUCAGCUCGGGCCAUUGGAUCGGGUACCAGUUCCUGACCGGCUUUGGUCUGGGCUUCGGCAUGCAGACCGUCGGGCUUGCAGUGCAGGCGGUGCUCCCUAAGGAAGAUGUGUCGACGGGCGUCUCGAUCAGCUUCUUUUCCCAGCAGCUUGGAGCGGCCGUCUUCGUUUCGGUUGGCCAGUCCAUUCUAAGUAACAUGCUGGUAUCUGAGCUGUCGGGCAUACCUGGCUUGCCAGCUCAGGCCAUCGUCAACACUGGUGCCACCAAAUUGCACAGCGCAGUCCCGGCUGAGUUCAUCGACGUCGUUGUCCGGGCAUACAACUACGCCUGCACGCGUAUCUUCCUCGCCGGCAUGGGGUUGUCCCUGGCGACUCUCGCCUGUGCGCUGUGCAUGGAGUGGAGGAACAUCAAGAAAAAUAAGAAACAGCGGCGGGCGAAGCAGCGUGCCAGUCAGCUGAGACCGGGAGAUAUGGGGGCGUAA